Molecule: messenger RNA, 1044 nt
Organism: Plasmodium gallinaceum
Lineage: Eukaryota; Apicomplexa; Aconoidasida; Haemosporida; Plasmodiidae
Product: conserved Plasmodium protein, unknown function
Exons: 4
Coding region: 1-1044 (347 amino acids)
Biological process (GO): proteasome-mediated ubiquitin-dependent protein catabolic process
Cellular component (GO): nucleus
Molecular function (GO): ubiquitin binding
Source: RefSeq, a predicted model, not a curated record
AUGAUAUCAAAAAAUGAUAUUGAUGAGUUUUUACGGAAUACUGAAGAUACAACUGAAGAAACAGCCCUUUAUUAUUUAGAAAUGUGUAAUGGUAAUUGCAAAGAUGCAUUAAACUUAUAUUACGAGAUAAAUGGUGGAAAUAAUUCUGAAAAUGAUAGAAGGAAUGCAGAAGAACAACAAUUAAAAGAAUAUAACCAUCAUGACACAAAUGAAUGUAAUGAGAAUAUACGUUCACCUGAUAAACAUUUUAGUCAAAAAUUAAUUCAUGAUAUGGAUGAAUCUAAUUUUUUGCAUUUUAGAGAAAUAAACAAAAAAGAAAAAAAGACAAAAAUAGAUUUAGGUGGUACUUUUGAAAAAUUGUUCUCUCCACCUGAAUCUUUAAUAUGUUCUUUAUCAUUUGAAGAAGUAAGGAAAAAAUCAAAAGAAGAAAAUAAAUUUAUUUUAGUUAAUAUACAAAAUUCAGAAUUUGAUUCUAUGCGAUUAAAUAGAGAUAUAUGGAAUAAUGAUAUUAUUCAACAAAUAUUAAAAGACUUUUUUAUUUUUUGGUUAAGAUAUGAAUAUGAACAAGAAGCAAUGAUUUUUAUGAACACAUAUAAGGUUAACAAAUUACCAUAUAUAUGUGUAUUAUGUAAAAGAACUGGAAGAUUAUUAAAAGUAUGGAAUACCAAGCAUUUUGAAGAUCCUGUUUGUGCUCAAUCACAGUUAUAUGAAUUUAUUGAAAUGAUUGAAUUGAAAAAUAAUGUAAAUAAUAUAAAUAAUAACAAAAAUAACAAUUCUGUAAACAACACACUAAAUGAUUUAGAAAAAAACAAAAUUAAUUAUAAUGUUGACGAUAAUAAAUUAUAUAAUACAACAAAAGAAAUAAAAUAUAUAGAGGAAAUUCAAAAAGAUAUUGAUAAGAAUAUAAAUCCUUCUAAUCCUUUAAACUUAUCAGAAAAUAAGGAAAGAACAAGUAAUAACGAGAAUAUAAAGGAUUACAAUAAAAUCAAUAAUGAAUUAUCAGAGUUACAUAAAUUAAGAUUACAAAGAUUACAAAAAAAAUAA